Molecule: messenger RNA, 1890 nt
Organism: Morchella importuna
Lineage: Eukaryota; Fungi; Ascomycota; Pezizomycetes; Pezizales; Morchellaceae
Exons: 1
Coding region: 1-1890 (629 amino acids)
Biological process (GO): box H/ACA snoRNP assembly; pseudouridine synthesis; ribosome biogenesis
Cellular component (GO): sno(s)RNA-containing ribonucleoprotein complex
Molecular function (GO): RNA binding
Source: RefSeq, a predicted model, not a curated record
AUGGAAAGAACAACAUCUUCACCGCCCACCGGCGGCGGAAUCCCCGGCCUGUUCCUCCUCAGUGGCCCCACCAGCAGCUCGACAGAAGAGACAAUGAUGGAUGCUGCCCCCGCCACUAUCACCACCACAGACACAGACACAAUUGCCAUCAAGAAGGAAAAUGAGGAUACAAACACCGUCCCAAUUGCCCCCACAAAUCCCACUACAACUGUGACAAACACUACAAAUGACACUUCCCUCUCAAAAGAGGACUUCCAGUUCGCGCUCGACACCACCGCGGGCGACAAGGCCGUCAAGACCGAGGAGCCCGCGGAGCAGCAACAGCAACAGCCACAAGUACAGAAGCAGGACAGCCACAUGCAUGACGACAGCAAGCCCAUUAAGAUUAAGAAUGAAGAAGAAGAAGAAGAAGAAGAAGAAGAAGAAGAAGAAGAUACCGGGCCCACAGAAGCCGAGUCCGCCCUUCACUCCGCCGUCGUCAAGCCCGAGCCCGCCUCAACAGACGACGUCCCCAUGGGCGACACCGAAGCCGACCCCGAAGCCGCCUUCCAAGCCGCCGCGCUCGCCAACAAAUCCGAGCCCACCGCCGAAUGGGAGCUCGACUCCGACGCCUCCUCUUCCGACUCCUCCGACAGCGCCUCCGACGCCGGCUCCUCGGACUACGACCUCCUCGACCCCUCCUCCCUCGCCGCCCUCCUCAUGGACGAAGCCUCCGACCACUCCGACACCGACGGCCACCCCUCCCGCAGCGCGCUCAAGACCAAGAACGAGAUUCCCGAGGCCCUACUCCCCAUCGAGCGGCCAUCCAUCACCCUCACCCCAACCCACCCCAUCACACACCUCGGCACCGCCACCACCCUCCUGGGCACAACCCUCCUCAUCACCGCCGCCACCCCCGGCGACCACCGCGUCCUCAACGAGUCCUCCCUCCUCUGCACCGCCGACCGCCGCAUCCUCGGCACCGUCGCCGACAUCUUCGGCCGCGUCGAGCAGCCCCUCUACACCGUGCGCUUCAACACGCCCGGCGAGCUCUCCGACACGGGCGUCGCCGUCGGCGACGACGUGUACUACGUCCCCGACCACAGCGAGUACGUCUUCACUGCGCCGCUGCGCGCCGUGAAGGGGAGUGAUGCGAGUAAUCUGUAUGAUGAGGAGGUGCCGGAGGGGGAGAGGGAGUUUAGUGAUGAUGAGGCGGAGGCGGAGGCGAAGCGCGGGAAGAGGAAGGCUAGGACGGGAGAUAAGAGGCGCGCGGAUGGAGGGAGGGUGGUGAAGGAGAUGGAUGAGCCGUAUGUGCCGUUGGCGAGGCCGGCAAAUUUGCAUGAGAUGUUGGCGGGGCCGCCGCCGCCGCCGCCGUCGCGAGGGAGGGGGGGGGAGGGGGUGGUGGUGGGAGGGGGAAUAGGGAUGGGCGUGGUGGUGGUGGGCGUGGAGGACAGAGGGGUCGUGAUGGGCGUGGCCGUGGUGGUGGUGGAGGCAGCGGUAGUAGUGGUGGAGGCCGCCGCGAGGACCAACACCACCCCCAACAGCAGCAACACCCCCAGUACCCCCAGCACCCCCAGCAACAAUCCCAUCCCCAAUUCCCCCCGCAACAACAAUACCCACCCCCCAACCCCAACCCCAAAGCCAAUACACCCACCAACAACACCACUUCCCCCAGCAGCAACAGCAACAAUGGACACCACCACCCUUCCCACAAUUCCCCCAGUUCCCGCAAUUCCCCCAGUUCCCGCAGCAGCAGCAGCAGCAGCAGGGUUUCUAUCCACAGACACUCCCGCAGGGCGCGCACGUCAAUCCCGCGUUCUUCCAGGGGGGGCACAGCUGGCCGCCCCCGCCGCCGCCGCCGCCACAGCAGGCACCACAGCAGCAGCAAAGGGUGGAUCCAGAGGCGUUUAG